Pseudophryne corroboree (corroboree frog) is the source of this 1686-nucleotide messenger RNA. RefSeq names its product basic proline-rich protein-like. NCBI's taxonomy places the organism in Eukaryota, Metazoa, Chordata, Amphibia, Anura, Myobatrachidae. The annotation marks the transcript as partial. The record is from RefSeq and is a predicted model, not a curated record. The transcript has 3 exons.
AUGGUGAGACAGCUACAGAUGUUCCAGAAAGGAAAGAUGAGACGUAACAUAGACAGGCGUGUGUUUAUAAUUGCUGGAUAUAAGAGAGUGUAUGAGUCUCACACGCUGGACUCCCAGGACUACCAGCCCCCGCUCCCCAUCACUACCAGCCCCCGCUCCCCAGGACUACCAGCCCCCGCUCCCCGGGACUACCAGCCCCCGCUCCCCGGGACUACCAGCCCCCGCUCCCCAGGACUACCAGCCCCCACUCCCCAGGACUACCAGCCCCCACUCCCCAGGACUACCAGCCCCCCGCUCCCCAGGACUAGCCCCCACUCCCCGGGACUACCAGCCCCCGCUCCCAGGACUACCAGCCCCCGCUCCCCGGGACUACCAGCCCCCGCUCCCCAGUACUACCAGCCCCCGCUCCCCAUCACUACCAGCCCCCGCUCCCCAGGGCUACCAGCCCCCGCUCCCCAGGACUACCAGCCCCCGCUCCCCGGGACUACCAGCCCCCGCUCCCCAGGACUACCAGCCCCCGCUCCCCGGGACUACCAGCCCCCGCUCCCCAGGACUACCAGCCCCCCAGCCCCCGCUCCCCAGGACUACAAGCCCCCGCUCCCAGGACUACCAGCCCCCGCUCCCCGGGACUACCAGCCCCCGCUCCCAGGACUACCAGCCCCCGCUCCCAGGACUACCAGCCCCCGCUCCCCAUCACCACCAGGACUACCAGCCCCCGCUCCCCAGGACUGGACUACCAGCCCCCGCUCCCCAGGUCUACCAGCCCCCGCUCCCAGGACUACCAGCCCCCGCUCCCAGGACUACCAGCCCCCGCUCCCCAGGACUACCAGCCCCCACUCCCCAGGACUACCAGCCCCCGCUCCCCAGGACUACCUACCAGCCCCCGCUCCCCAGGACUACCAGCCCCCGCUCCCCAGGACUGGACUACCAGCCCCCGCUCCCCAGGUCUACCAGCCCCCGCUCCCAGGACUGCCAGCCCCCGCUCCCCAGGACUAUCAGCCCCCACUCCCCAGGACUACCAGCCCCCGCUCCCCAGGACUACCUACCAGCCCCCGCUCCCCAGGACUACCAGCCCCCGCUCCCCAGGACUGGACUACCAGCCCCCGCUCCCCAGGUCUACCAGCCCCCGCUCCCCGGGACUACCAGCCCCCGCUCCCCGGGACUACCAGCCCCCGCUCCCCGGGACUACCAGCCCCCGCUCCCCGGGACUACCAGCCCCCGCUCCCCGGGACUACCAGCCCCCGCUCCCCAGGACUACCAGCCCCCGCUCCCAGGACUACCAGCCCCCGCUCCCCAGGACUACCAGUCCCCGCUCCCAGGACUACCAGCCCCCGCUCCCCCCGCUCCCAGGACUACCAGCCCCCGCUCCCCGGGACUACCAGCCCCCGCGCUCCCCAGGACUACCAGCCCCCGCUCCCCAGGACUACCAGCCCCCCCCCGCUCCCAGGACUACCCGACCCACUCCCCGAGACUACCAGCCCUCGCUCCCCAGGACUACCAGCCCCUACUCACCGGGACUACCAGCCCCCGCUCCCAGGACUACCAGCCCCCGCUCCCAGGACUACCAGCCCCCGCUCCCCAGGACUACCCGACCCACUCCCCGAGACUACCAGCCCCCACUCACCGGGACUACCAUCACAUUCUCCCGCAACUGGGGGUGCGAGGAAAAGGCUCAGAAUUCCGAGC